ACAUGCGCGUGUUAACGUCACAGCUAGGUAGUUACCGGUCCUGUACACAAUGGUCACCUUCCUUAGACCCAUGGAUUUGCUACACAAACGCCUCACAGAUACCCUCAUGCGACCAACGUACCCCCUGGGAUAUGGAAACACGAACGGCAAUGGCGGUGAUAUUCAGUGGUGUUUUUCACAAGUGAAGGGAGCAAUCGAGACUGAAGAUGUUACAGAACCUGACAUUAUUUCCUGCGUAGAAUUUAACAAUGACGGCGACCUCCUGGCAACAGGUGACAAAGGUGGACGUGUUGUCAUUUUCCAGCGCGAUAAGGGCAAGAUUGGACUGCCUCUUCGUGGGGAAUACAAUGUGUACAGCACUUUCCAGAGUCAUGAACCUGAAUUUGAUUAUCUCAAAAGUUUAGAAAUUGAAGAGAAAAUUAACAAGAUUCUAUGGAUGAAGAGGACCAACCCAGCUAAUUUUCUGCUUUCCACUAAUGAUAAAACAAUUAAGCUGUGGAAAGUAACUGAACGCGACAAGAGACCAGAAGGCUACAACUUGAAGGAUGAGUCGGGCUUAAUGCGAGAUCCUUCAACUGUGACUACAUUACGGGUGCCAAUGUUUAAGCCAAUGGAAUUGAUGGUAGAAGCUAGUCCUCGUAGAAUAUUUGCAAAUGCUCAUACCUAUCACAUCAAUUCCAUAUCCAUCAACAGUGAUCAGGAAACUUAUUUGUCAGCAGAUGACUUGAGAAUCAACCUGUGGCAUUUAGAAGUGACGGACCAGAGCUUCAAUAUUGUUGAUAUCAAACCAGCCAACAUGGAGGAGCUGACUGAGGUGAUCACUGCCGCCGAGUUCCACCCUCUCGACUGUAACUUAUUUGUGUAUAGUAGUAGUAAAGGAACAAUUAGACUUUGUGAUAUGCGCCAACAAGCUUUGUGUGACAAACAUGCCAAAUUGUUUGAGGAGCCAGAAGAUCCCACCAAUAGGAGUUUCUUUUCAGAAAUUAUUUCCAGUAUAUCAGAUGUGAAAUUUAGUCACAAUGGACGAUACAUGGUGACAAGAGAUUACUUGUCAGUAAAAGUGUGGGAUUUACAUAUGGACACAAAGCCUAUAGAAACCUACCAAGUGCAUGAAUAUUUACGCAGCAAAUUAUGCUCUCUAUAUGAAAAUGACUGCAUCUUUGACAAGUUUGAGUGUUCAUGGAGUGGCGAUGACAGACACAUUAUGACAGGAUCCUACAACAAUUUUUAUCGGAUGUUUGACCGUGAAUCCAAACGUGAUACAACACUAGAGGCAAGUAGAGAGAACAUGAAACCUCGUACAGUGCUGAAGCCACGAAAAGUGUGUACAGGUGGCAAACGCAAGAAAGAGGAGAUCAGUGUUGAUUGUCUUGAUUUCAACAAGAAAAUACUGCAUACUGCUUGGCAUCCCAACGAAAACAUUCUUGCUGUUGCUGCUACCAAUAACUUGUACAUCUUCCAAAGUAAAGACUAGCAAUAUGACGAGUUAGCCAGAAAAUUGACACACAGGAACAAGAAUACAGAAUUGCGUGUACACAUGAACCACAUGUCAUGUAUGUUUGGAGCCUAUACUGUAUAUUUUAUGAUGAAUAGUGCUGUGGCAUCUAUACACAGUUGAAUAAAUAGGCAGUUAGAACUAAGAAUUGGAUGGUCUUUACUCUCCAAUGUCCUGUAAAGUCAUGGAUGUUUCCUCCUUUCUAAGUUCUCUUUGUAAACGUAAUGCAUGUUCAGUAAGGUUUUCAUAAAAGAAAUUCUCUGAGUCAUACUAAUGUGACCAUUGUAUAUGUAAUUAAUGACAAUCAAGUUUGGAGAUGCAUUGCAAAUUUUCUUUAAAUGAAACUUUUUACAUUGAUAAGGCAAUUGAAAUUCUGCUAAAGAAAUAGUUGAAGGAGGGAAGUGUUAGUCAAUUCCCAGGCUUCCAAGGUUCAACUGUGUAUAAUGGAUUGAGGUACCGAUAAUGUCACAGGGAGUGAGUGUUGGUGUGGAGAGAGAUCUUCCGCUGGUCGGUAGAGAAAGCAUGAUAAAGACCUGAAUGAAUCCAUCACAUGCUGAUGUUGCGAUACGUUUUGCAUAAUUGGCUAUCAUAAUUGGCAAUCUUUAGUUUGAUGCCAAUUAGCUUUGUGUGGCAGUAAAUAUUGUGUAUGGAAGUGUUUAUAUUCCUAACUUGGGAUUAAUUUGCAUGCAGUCAAGUCAUACAAUGAUGGCAUGUACAAUUGAAUUUAGGUUAUGAAAUUUGUUUAAGUGGUUUCAUACAUCUGAAUUGGUAACUUUUCAUUGCAGCAUUGAUUUAGCAGGAGAUAUGUUUAAUGGAUCAAUUGCUGUGUAAUUUACUGAUACUUCUGAAUACUCAUUCAACAUGUUCUCAAACUAAGUAGAAAAAUGGUUUACCUUAUUCAUUCUUGGAGAUCAUAUUAUGAUUCAACGAAUGUCUGCAGACAGUUAGGUAUUCGUUAUUUCAAUAUUUGUACACAACCUCAUGAGAGGGUGAUUUUGUUUGUGCUGUACGAACACCUCAGGAAAAUUUCAUCUGAAGGACCACCUCUUCACAUUCUGUCUAGUGAUACAGACAUAUAAUUCAACUGCUCGAAAUACUCCUUGGUGUAAUUUCAUUAUAGGAAGGAUGGAUAUUUUUGGAGCCAUCAAAAGACCAAUAUGAGAAUUGGUUGUGGAUUAUCAGUAGAUACAUACUUUAGUGCUACCUUAAUUUUGUUUUGUUGCCAACCUUGUUACCACUGUGAUCUGUAUUUGUUAUGUUUAAUGGGUCAGAUAUUGUACUUCUUCAACUGGAAGGAGUUUGAUUAUUCUAAGAGAAAACUAUCCACUUCUGUCAUUGAAAUUUAAUGAGAAAAUAAUUAGGUAGAAAGGUCACUUGAGGUUAAAAGUUUCAUUGUGAAGGAUCGGUAUUAUGAUUGGUGGUGCUAAUGAGCAUGGGAUUGUAUUUACAAGUUAUACAAGUUAUAAUGUGUUCAGUUUUUGUUGAGGAAAUGGUGCAACAAAGUGCUUUGUUAGGUCAUUGAGAAGUAUAUUUGUUAUUCAAAAAUUGUUACUGAAAAUAUUUUUCUGCCUUUACACAUUGUGAUGUCAUUAAAAUUGAUCAAAAACCAUUCAACCCUGAUGAUAAUUCUGAAGGUGUAAACUAAUAGCAUCAUAAGUUUAUUUAUUUUCAAUAUGAUUUCAUGUUUGUAAGCAUUAACUAUUUGUAUGAUGUGAUGGGAUUAAUCUAGGCUAUGUUAAGAAAAGUUUUCCUGCAGAAGAUUCAGAGAAAGGAAAUGGAUACCAACAAACUUACAAAAAUUGUCCUAUUUGAUAGGUAUACAACCUGAAGCAUAAUAAUGAUUUAAUUUUCAAGGUAAUCUUCUCGUUUAUCAAGAUAAAUAAAACAUGCAUGUUAUUAAAUUUUGCUUGAGAAAUGGAUCAAAUACUAUCUUGAUUUCUGGUUUAUCCAGUUGUUCAAUGUGUGAAAUUGUGGUAGCAAUCUUCUAAAAUCUGCUGCUGUAUUUGUAUAAUGGACAAUCCCACCUAGUUGUCCCCUUGAAUAUGAGGGCUAGAUUAAUCCCUAAAAUUGAGUCCCAACAACACAUUUUGUUAUACCCAUUGUGUGUAAGGAAGAAGUAAGUGUUGAAGAAAUAUUAUAAAUCUAUGGUAAAAUAUUUCACUAAGCUGAAAGGCCACUUUGAAAGUGAGUAGAGCCUGAGGUAUUCCUCAAAAUGUGGACAGCUGUUGAUCCUAGAGGUGGUAUAAAUGUAUUUUCAUAGGGAGAGAGUGGUAUAGUUGCUACGAAAGUGAUGUCAGUUGUUGAUAGAACUUGUUAUUCCCAACAGUGCGAGUCCGAUAUAUGUCAAGGAUGUAUGAUGUCGGUGAUGUGGGUGGGGGACCAUUUGGUUAUUGAAUAUGAAUUGUUUUAUAAUGUUAAUUAAAGUAAUGAAUGUACUGACACUGUUUUGCUUGAUACUGUUUUCUUAGUAGAAAUGGCGGAAGUUAAAGUCCAGUUGGUGCAAUGAACGACAUGUUGUAGACUAAGUGUUGCAGCAAACAUACCAUUGGUGCCAGUAAGAAAGCACCCAGGAACUAUUGCUCUUGAAACAAAAUUAAUGCUACAGUCGUAAAUGUAUCCAUUUUCUAUGGGUGCUGUAACUGGAAGUGUCCAUGUUCUAUGGGUGCUGUAACUGGAAGUGUCCAUGUUCUAUAGGUGAUGUAACUGAAAGUGCCCAUGUUCUAUGUGUGUGGUAACUGGAGUAUCCUUUUCCAUGGGUGCUGUAACUGAAGUGUCCAUGUUAAAUGGAUAUUUUGGUUGAAAACCUUAGUACUUGUGGUAGUGCCCAUGUUUUGUUUGUAUUGUAGUACCCAUGUAAUGAGUGCUGUUGUUAUAACUGUAGGUAGUACAUCAUACUUGAGCAUUCCUCAUGAUUUAUGACGGUAGUUGGGUAGUAUAACUCCCUAGAAACCUUGUUUACAUGGAUAGCAAUGAUCCAUGUUAAAUAUAAGACAUAUCUUGAUAAUUAGCCAAUUUAACGGUCUUUAAAUGGUGAAAUUGAUCUUGUUGCCAAUUACCAUGGAUUUAGUGGUUUUGACAUGUUCAACUUCAAAUGUUCCUUUGUAACAGAUUCUGUUUGUGGUAUGCAAUAUGGCAAGAAUUCCCUAACCUGUACUGGUUCUGUCCUUUAUCACAAGAUAAGGUGAUUAGGUAGGGUCGUGAUAUCCUCAAAUUUGUUUGUUUGUUUGUUUUUUUUUUUCCAGAACACAGCUGUUACACUUAAUCCAGUUAUUAUUUUCAUCAGUCAACAGUGUUGAAAUAUUAUAGAAAUGCCAGAAAGAAUGAAUUUGUUAUCGAAAUGCCCAUUUGUGUUGACUGAAGUAUUUAGAAUGUGGAUGGUGUAGACCAUGUCCUGACGAGUAGUCCUCAGGUGACAUCACAUAACAAUCUAUUUUUGUAUUUUAAAAUGAUCGAAAGAAAGUGUUUUGAUGCAGAAGAAACAGUACCUGAGGUAAUAAAUAAUCACUUCUAUUGAGCAGCAGGAUUACCCGCUGGGUAUCCUAGAGAAUCACAGAGGGAAAAUUCCUUGGUCAGUAACUACUGAAUACCAACUUGUUUAUUUAAAAUCAAAGUCUUGCUUCUAUUUAUUUUGCAUAUCAACACUGAAAUUUUACACUGAACAUUUUGAUAACUCAUUUUGUUGGAAUGUGUUUGUUAUUGUGGGAAUGUCGGAAGCAUAGAUCAGUACAAGGUUGUGGAUUGUGGUCUAAUCUACCUCGUGUUUAAUUAUUUGUGACAGUAGAGACCCAGCUUAGCAGAGAAAAACAAAAUUAUUUCACAAGUCGCAUAUUUCAGCAAUGUUCCUUGUAAUAAAAUCAAGAAUGAUGAGGGAUCCGGAUGCAUUUAUAUCUUACUAAGGGCAUGCUAAUCUUUUGUAUUUUAUUAGCAAACAUCAUGCAUUGAUUGAGCCAGGAGUCUGGUGAUAGAUUACUGACGGACAUCAUACUCUGAGCCAUGAGCCUGGUGACAGUUUACUGAGAGACAUCCUACUCUGAGCCAAGAGUCUGCUGACAGUUUACCGAAAGACAUCCUACUCUGAGCCAAGAGCCUGGUGACAGUUUACGGACGGACAUCCAACUCUGAGACAAGAGUCUGGUGACAGUUUACUGAUUAACAUUGUACUCUGAUUGAGCCAAAAGUCUGGUGACAGUUAACCGACAAACAUCGUACUCUGAUUGAGCCAAGAGUCUGGUUACAGAAUUGAAUUAACACCAAGCUACUAUAGAAUGUUUUUCCAGCCUACCAGUUACAGUGCGAUGCAUGUACAGUACAGACUGUAGUAUGUAUGUCGAGGUAUAGGGUCAAUAUUUAAAUACAACAGCAAUUUCACUUCUACCCCUUGUACCAAAAUCAAACUGUAGGAUUGACGAGAGAGUGAGAGAAAAAAUGGCAGUGUAGUCCAUUAAUGGUUGUCGUGAAUGAAGAGCCCUGGUCAGUUGUACUCUAUCUUGUUGUCAUGUAUAGUAACUAAGGGUCGUCGUUCAGUCAUGCCAUGGAAAGCAAUAAAAAAUAUUUUAAAAACC
Molecule: messenger RNA, 6057 nt
Organism: Ylistrum balloti
Lineage: Eukaryota; Metazoa; Mollusca; Bivalvia; Pectinida; Pectinidae
Product: serine/threonine-protein phosphatase 2A 55 kDa regulatory subunit B alpha isoform-like
Exons: 8
Coding region: 50-1474 (474 amino acids)
Biological process (GO): peptidyl-serine dephosphorylation
Cellular component (GO): cytosol; protein phosphatase type 2A complex
Molecular function (GO): protein binding; protein phosphatase regulator activity
Source: RefSeq, a predicted model, not a curated record